CCAUGCGCCCGCGGCUCGACUCGAUCCGCUCCCACCUGCGCGCCGCCGUCGCUGCCCAGCGCGACCAGAUCGGCUUCAACCUGGCCGCUCUGACUGCCCUCAAGACCGAGUGGGAGGCCAAUGCCACCGCCGAGUUCUUCGACGAGGCCCAGAUCCAGGCCGUGCUGGAUUCCCAGCUUGCAAAGCGCAAGUUCACGGGGCUCAAGGCCUAGUUUUUCUCCUCUGGCUUUCUUGCACUUUUUGCUUUCCUACACUUUUUUCUCCAAAUGAACACUACUAACCCCGACGACGAGGUCCCCAUUUACGGCUACGACAAGGAGCUGCGCGACAAGCUGGAGGCGAAGUACGAUGUUGGCCGCGAGCAGCAGGCGCGCGCAUACAUAGCCGACGCAAUCGGUGCACCGGUUGACGGUGAAUUCAUGGACGCGCUGCACGACGGCACAGUGCUGGUGCACCUGGCAAACGCCGUGGUGCCUGGGCGCCUGAAGCCGAAUGCCUCGCGGCUGGCCUUCAAGCAGAUGGAAAACAUCAACAGCUUCUUGACUGUGGCCGCAGAGCUCGGCUGCCCGUCCCACGAGCUCUUCCAGACCGUCGACCUGUUCGAGGCCAAGAACCCCGGGCAGGUCGUCGACGCCAUUUUCUCGUUUUCGCGCCAUGCCGCCAAGCGCGGCUUCCGCAUACCCCCAUUGGGUCCCAAGCUCGCCGACAAGCAGCACCGCCAGUGGACUGACAAGCAGCUGCGCGAGGGCGACAAGUACCAGAGCCCGCUGCAGAUGGGAUAUAGCGGUGGGGCCACCCAGUCAACCGAGAAGGUCGUUUUUGGCGGCCACAAGUCCAUUGUCAGGAAUGCUGAUCCGUUCCACCGGUACCAGGGCUGAGCUUACUGGUUUCUGAAUAUAUGCGUUUAUUUCUCUUUGCCAUCAUCGUGACAUGUGUGGCGAGAGCAUGUCGGAAGAGCUGCCGGGGUGGGCGUGAAAGCGGCCAUUGCUCAAUGGGUUGUUCCAUCGAGACCUUCCAAAGCCCCGCCUCCCCACCAACUCGUGCCAUGCACUCAGUGCAUGCUACAUGGCUAUCACUAAAAAAGAAUGAACACCAC
Linderina pennispora is the source of this 1096-nucleotide messenger RNA. RefSeq lists its product as uncharacterized. Lineage: Eukaryota; Fungi; Kickxellomycota; Kickxellomycetes; Kickxellales; Kickxellaceae. The record is from RefSeq and is a predicted model, not a curated record. The coding region runs from base 267 to 878 and encodes 203 amino acids. Gene Ontology annotation, molecular function: protein binding. The transcript has a single exon.